AUGGGCUCUGUCGAUAUGUCUUCAGUCUUCAAGACAUUGGCGGCAAGGCUUGACAAGGACCCCGGCACUCCAGUUGAAAAUGCGACAGCAUCUUUCUGGCAAGACCCUCCUCAUUCAUUCGCAACCCAGCAAUCAGCAUGUCUGCCAGAGGAGACCGACGUGGCCAUCAUCGGUUCUGGGAUUACCGCCAUUAGCACGGCAAAACAUCUACUGGAGUUGCAACCGUCGACGAAGAUUUCCAUGCUUGAAGCAAGAGCGGCCAUUUCCGGAGCCACAGGUCGCAAUGGAGGUCAUAUCAAGGCAGUUCCGUGGACGGACUAUUACGCUCUCAAGGAAGAAUACGGCAAGGAAAGUGCCAUGAGAAUCACCAAGUUCCGACUUGCUCAUCUGGAUGCCCUGGUGAAAGAGGCUGAUGCUCUUGGUGAGGCAGGCAAGGCUGGUUUGGUGAGACGGGUUGAGGGCGUAAGUGCAGUCUACGACCAAGAGGCAUGGGACUUGGCCAAAAUCAAGCUUGAGAAAUGGCUCGAAGACUUUCCUGAACAACGCGAGCGCUGGACGGUUGUAGAGGGAGCUGAGGCGCUCAAGCAAUUGGGCAUCGCCAACGCAUACGGAGCAAUCAAAGGGCCUUCGGGAGCAGCGUGGCCGUACCGGUUUCUUGGAUGCAUCCUGUCGCAAUUGUUGGCGGGAGGACAGCUCUCUCUGGAAACCAACACGCCGGCUCAGGAAGUUCGUCGAAGCCAUUCGUCAACCCAUCCAUAUGAAGUAGUGACAUCGAGGGGCGUGAUUCGAGCCAGACAUGUCAUUCAUUGCACCAACGGCUUCGCCGCACAUCUGCUCCCAGCUCUGCGAGGCAAGCUCUGGCCGUUAAGAGGCCAGAUGACAGUGCAGGCUGUACCUCCAGAGUUCCCACGAGCCGGGGACAAAAGGUCUUGGAGUACCAUGUGGGCGAGAGGCUUUGACUACAUUACACAGUCGCCCGGUGAAGAUGGAUCUUUGUAUCUUGGUGGCGGCUUUCUCCAGGGCGGUCCAGAGAACGACGAGGACUUGGGCAACACCGACGACAGCCAGCUUAGUGCACAGUGUCUAAAGCACCUGGGAACUGUGCCCUCAAGAGCUUUUGUCCAUGGUUCAGGCACCAAAGUCGUGAGGAAAUGGACCGGCAUCAUGGGGUUCACUGGGGAUGGGCUACCGCUCGUCGAUCGGGUCAAUCGACACUUUUCCGGGCGAGAAGACUGCAAUCCGGGCGUUGGCGGCGAAUGGAUAGCUGCCGGUUGGGACGGUUAUGGAAUGGUUCAUUGUUGGCUUUCUGGCAAGGCCCUUGCGAUCAUGGUGGCUGGCGACAAAGCCGAUCUCCGUGACUGGUUCCCGAUGAACGAGUUUGCGUGCACCAAGGAGAGGUUGGACAAGAUGAGCCCGGAAGGUGCCCUUGAACGUUUCCUUGGUCGACUGGAAACGUAG
Exophiala dermatitidis NIH/UT8656 is the source of this 1458-nucleotide messenger RNA. RefSeq lists its product as uncharacterized. Lineage: Eukaryota; Fungi; Ascomycota; Eurotiomycetes; Chaetothyriales; Herpotrichiellaceae. Gene Ontology annotation, molecular function: oxidoreductase activity. The record is from RefSeq and is a predicted model, not a curated record. Bases 1 to 1458 code for a protein of 485 amino acids. The transcript has 2 exons. Gene Ontology annotation, cellular component: cytoplasm.